AUGAAAAAUUAUGAUAAUAUAACCAAUCAUUUUCCAGGUGGUUUAUUCAAAUGUGUGACUAGAAUAUCAUUAUUUGACGAACGGCCUUUUCAACAUGAAUUUUUCCUUAAAAUUUCUCAAUCAUUUCCAUUACUUGAAGGACUAACUAUUCAAAAUUUUCAAUCACAAAAUAAAAAAUCUGAUGAUGAUAAUAAUGAACAUCUACCAAUAAUUAAAUAUUCUCAUCUGACAAAAUUAUAUCUUAUUAAUGUUCAUGAUGAUUAUAUUGAACAAUUUCUUUUUCAUUCAAAAUCAGUUUUAACAAAUUAUAUUUCUUUAUCGGUUCAACAUGAUGCUCUUCAAAGAGCAACAAAUCAUUUCACAAGAGAACAAACUAGAAUUAAUUCUGCGAAAAUUAGCCAUUUUUUUCUACCUGGCCGACACGAUUUAUCAAAAGACUUCCGUCAAUAUUUUCCUAGUUUACAAUCGUAUUGUUUUUCUUUAGUUACAUAUAAUAAAAACAAUUGA
Molecule: messenger RNA, 507 nt
Organism: Rotaria sp. Silwood2
Lineage: Eukaryota; Metazoa; Rotifera; Eurotatoria; Philodinida; Philodinidae
Source: the annotation of a GenBank genome assembly